AAUCAGGAUGACAGGAUGUAAAUUGUAAACCUGGGAAAUGACGAUUUUGAGGAAAUUAUUCACCCUGAUAAGACCAGUGUUAUAAGAGUGUGGCGUCAUUUACCUGGCCCUAUCAUCCGCCACUAAUUAUCCUUCGGUAACUUGAGAUACCUUCUAUCAUCUGACAAAAUAUAUCACAGAGUUGAGACAAUUUCUAGCGAUGCCUCCUUCAGGUUAUUUAAAGAAUCAGUGAAGAUGUUAACCAGAUGACCUGUUGACUGUAACAUUUGAAGAGAACAAAGAUCACCAGUCAUUCCCUAUUGUAUAGCCCUGUUAUACAGAAUGAAAAGUCCCAAUGUUAUUGUUGAGCAGCUCUCCCCUUUGUCCGCGGCCACCGAGAGCUAGAGCGCAUUAUCUAAUUUCGCAGUACGCACCGCUCCGAGAUAAUGGACUAAUGAACAUCACGUGAUCUGGGCCGUGACCAUUGUGAGAGCAAGGAGCGGUCACGUGGGCGCCAUGUGCCACUACUCAGAUAUCGUUUACAUGUAGGACGCAUUCUUGAGUCCAUAUAUGGUGAUAAAUUGCACAAAAUGGAUCUUUCCCUGGGAUUGCGAGCAGCUGUGGUCACGUGACCGAAAGAUGCGCGGUCUCCGCCAGUAAGAGGGAGGACUGACUGGUCAGGUGAUCUCACGGGGUAACGGUGCUAUAUAAACCGGAGAGCAAGAGAAAGGAGCACAGUUUAUUGCAAACACACAAACUUUAAUUUCUCUUGUUGAUCUUGAUCCGACACUUAUCCAAUCACCAUGGAUGAUGACGUAGCUGCCCUGGUUGUGGACAAUGGGUCCGGUAUGGUAAAGGCCGGCUUUGCCGGAGAUGACGCUCCCCGAGCUGUCUUCCCUUCCAUCGUUGGACGACCCAGACAUCAAGGUGUCAUGGUCGGCAUGGGACAGAAAGACUCCUACGUCGGAGACGAAGCCCAGAGCAAGAGAGGUAUCCUCACCCUGAAGUACCCCAUCGAGCACGGAAUCGUCACCAACUGGGAUGAUAUGGAGAAGAUCUGGCAUCACACCUUCUACAACGAGCUGAGAGUUGCCCCCGAGGAACACCCCGUCCUCUUGACUGAAGCUCCCCUCAACCCCAAAGCCAACAGAGAGAAGAUGACCCAAAUCAUGUUCGAGACCUUCAACACACCCGCCAUGUACGUCGCUAUCCAGGCUGUCCUGUCCCUGUACGCUUCUGGCCGAACCACUGGAAUCGUCAUGGAUUCUGGAGAUGGUGUCUCUCACACAGUCCCAAUCUAUGAAGGUUAUGCACUCCCCCACGCCAUCCUCCGUCUUGAUCUUGCUGGACGUGAUCUGACUGACUACCUCAUGAAGAUCCUGACCGAGAGAGGUUAUGCUUUCACCACCACCGCCGAGAGGGAAAUCGUCAGGGAUGUCAAGGAGAAGCUUUGCUACGUCGCCCUCGACUUCGAGCAGGAGAUGCAGACUGCUGCUAGCUCCAGCUCUCUCGAGAAGUCCUACGAACUCCCCGACGGACAGGUCAUCACCAUUGGAAACGAGCGAUUCAGGUGCCCAGAGGCCCUCUUCCAGCCUUCAUUCCUCGGAAUGGAAUCUGCCGGUAUCCACGAGACUUGCUACAACUCUAUCAUGAAGUGCGAUGUUGACAUCAGGAAGGAUCUGUACGCCAACACCGUCCUCUCCGGAGGAACCACCAUGUUCCCAGGAAUCGCCGACAGGAUGCAGAAGGAGAUCACCGCCCUUGCUCCACCCACCAUGAAGAUCAAGAUCAUUGCUCCUCCAGAGAGGAAAUACUCUGUCUGGAUUGGAGGAUCCAUCCUUGCUUCUCUGUCCACCUUCCAGCAGAUGUGGAUCUCCAAGCAGGAGUAUGAUGAAUCUGGCCCCAGCAUUGUCCACAGGAAAUGCUUCUAAGUCUAAGGACAGGCCGAAAGAUUUCUCGAAAUCGAACAGUAGUUGGACAGUUUCAGUUUUUGCAGUGAAUGUUUUAUUUCUGAGUCUUACAUGAUUUGUUUCUAUUCUAUUUUGUAAAUUUGAACAAUUGUUGCUAAAUGUACUUGCAAUAAAUGGGAAUUACCAUUUUUAAA
This is a messenger RNA of Bolinopsis microptera, 2083 nucleotides long. Its product is annotated as actin, cytoskeletal 1A-like. The record is from RefSeq and is a predicted model, not a curated record. Lineage: Eukaryota; Metazoa; Ctenophora; Tentaculata; Lobata; Bolinopsidae. The transcript is spliced from 3 exons. The coding region runs from base 783 to 1910 and encodes 375 amino acids.